AUGAUGGCUUCCCUCUCGAUGUCUGGGUACUUUGAAAGGACUUGGGUACUGCUCACCGUCCUGGCCCUGCUGCAGUGCAGCUCGGCCCAGUUCUGCUCCUUCUGGACUUCAGACUGUAUUGAGCCCCUUGCCCAAGUCGCCGUUCCUUUUAGCUUCCAGCCACUAUUUCCCGACCCUAUCACCCUAUUUUACGGCUUCGAUGCGCUCUCGUCAGGUAAAGGUCAGAGUCCCAUGACCAAGACCGCGUUCUGGCUGGGAUAUCAAGAUCGGAACAUCAACAAAACCGCUAUCGAUACAAACCGAACAACUGAGAUCGGCUUCCGUAUUGGGAACAUCACAGGCUCGCCGUCCGGCGGUAACAAUGGAUGUGACGGCCUUUGGAGCGAAAACUGUACCCGGGAUCUCAAGAACAGCAUUCAGAGGGGCAUUUUCCAUCUUCCUCCGCCCAUCGAUCGUCAUCGUCGACCGCUGGCAGCUGUUCUUGAGCAUAUGAUGUGGAAUCCUCCGAAAUUGGAAUCGUGUCCACCGCAACUAUUCAGGGAUGUUGCCUCGAUUCCAGUACAGGACUUCAUUCGAGAGAGUGUGCCGCAGCAAAAUGUCACAGUCAUGACUCCUGGUUCGGGAUAUAAUCCUUGGCAAGUAUGGUACAUUGAUGAUAUGACAUCACGCCAACAGGCCUCACAAGUCGCGAUUGGGAUAAUCACCCGCUCUCCGACCUACGACAGCGAACCACCGCACAGUCCCGAUGACGUUCAGGUCGAGCUUGUCUGCGUGCAGGCGCCGCGAGCUCCACCUUCGGGUUCGUCAAAUAGCGAUGAUUAG
This is a messenger RNA of Penicillium waksmanii, 822 nucleotides long. RefSeq lists its product as uncharacterized. NCBI's taxonomy places the organism in Eukaryota, Fungi, Ascomycota, Eurotiomycetes, Eurotiales, Aspergillaceae. Bases 1 to 822 code for a protein of 273 amino acids. The record is from RefSeq and is a predicted model, not a curated record. The transcript is spliced from 2 exons.